Molecule: messenger RNA, 1095 nt
Organism: Arachis ipaensis
Lineage: Eukaryota; Viridiplantae; Streptophyta; Magnoliopsida; Fabales; Fabaceae
Source: RefSeq, a predicted model, not a curated record
AAAGAAAGAAAAGAGAAAAGGUACAUACCAUAUGCGUUAGCGUGUGUCGCAGAAAUCAAUCAUGCUUUGGUUUCGGGUUUACACAAUUCUAUUCUUGUGGCGGCAGCUCAGCUCGCAGAAUCCAUCGUCAUCUCAUCAUCAGUUACCAUUUGAUCUUGGGGUUUGAUUCAUUCUAUUUCCUUUUUAGUUACUGCUACCCCCUUUUCCUUUUGAUGAUCAAAGCUUUGGAGGUGUUGGUAGCUUUGAAAUUCUUUCAUCCGAAGUCUCUUCUUAUUAAUUUUGGUUUGAAGAGCGAACCCUUCAUUCAUCAGUGAUGGACACAACAACAGCGAGUAACUGGAGGGAUCAACUGCACCCUGAAACCCGCCAACUCCUUCUCAACGAUAUAAUGACCAAGUUAAAAAUCGGUCAUCCUCUUUGUGAUUAUGAUGAAGACCUUGAAUUUCAAAAAAUUGCUCAUAGUAUUGAGCAGAAAAGUUAUGGUGGUGCUACAAACCAGCUGCAGAUGUUAAUGCUCCAUACCAUCAUUCCUGAGUGUAAAAGGGCUGAUUAUUUUGACGAAAUAGCAUCUAGGCUUCUUUUGUUGGAGAAUAAUGUAAAUUUACUUAUACCAUUAACUGGAGCCUAUUCAUGUUGGCCAUCCCUUACAGAAGCAAGAGAAAGGGAAUGGAGAUCUCAGCUUCGCCCUGAUUCCCGGCAAAGAAUUGUCAACAAAAUAAGGGAAACGUUAAGAAGACAUCUUCCUGUUAGUGGUCCAGAGGGAUCACAAGAACUUUGGAAGAUUGCCCGAAGGUUUGAGGAGAAGAUUUUUGCAGCCGUAUCCAGCCAGACUGAUUACCUUAGAAAAAUAUCUUUAGAGAUGCUUACAAUGGAGACCAUAUACCAGGGACGCCAUGAACCUGCCAAUCCAGAACCGGAGCAGGAGCCAAAGAAUGCCAGAAUGGACUGAUGACUAUCACAUGGGCUAGCAUUUGAAGCAACUGGUUUGGGAUGCAGCAGUUUCUCGCAUUCACGAACAACUCCAAUGCGAUGGACAGUUCGUAAUGGAGCAUGUGCUUGUUUGAAUUUUCAAACUUUGAUGUACAUGUAUCAAUA